UGAGUCUCCACAGUCUCCUCGGUGACCUCUCGCUGUCUCUAGCCGCAGACAUGGCUGCCUCUCUGGGCUGGCUCUCAGCUCUGUUCGCAGGUGUUUUCUCUGCUCAUGUGUUGCAGAAACUCUGUUUUCCAUACUUUUGGAAUGACCUCGUCUUUCUGCUGAAUAUAAUCAGGUACGGCGCGAAGCUGGAGCUGUUCAAGCUGAGAUCCAGAGUGUGUACAGUGCUGGACAGGUUCAUCCAGCAGGCGCAACGUAUACCCGGCAAGCCGUUUGUUAUCUACGAUGGAAACAUCCACACCUACGGGGACAUCGAGAAGCGCAGCAACAGACUCGCAAAUGUUUUCCUCGACAGACUCAAACUGAGGAAAGGAGACUGCGUUGCCUUGCUCAUGAACAAUGAGCCCGACUUCCUGUGCGUGUGGUUCGGGUUGGCAAAGGUCGGCUGUUCGGUUGCUUUUCUCAACACAAACAUAAAGUCCAGGUCUCUGCUACACUGCUUCAACUGCUGCGGAGCCAAAGCUCUAAUUGUCGGCGCAGAUCUAGUGGAAUGUCUCGAUGGCAUCCUACCCAGCCUGCUGGAGGACAACAUUCAGGUGUGGGCUAUGAAGAGCCAGAGUGAGCACACACAGGUUAACACUCUGUUGGAUAACAUAGACGCUGCCUCUGAUCAGCCUGUACCAGCAGUGUUACGUGCCACCACCUCCCUCAAAUCCCCCACCCUCUACAUCUUCACCUCUGGAACAACUGGGCUCCCUAAGGCUGCAGUGAUAACUCACCUCCAAAGCUUGAAGGCAGCAGGAGGAUUCUGGGCAUUUGGGGGGACUGCAGAUGAUGUGAUAUACAUCCCUCUGCCGCUCUACCACAGCGCAGCUUCACUGAUUGGUAUCGGAGGAACCAUUGAGCUGGGUGCAACCUGCGUCCUGAAGAAGAAAUUCUCAGCCUCACAAUUCUGGAAUGACUGUCGAAAACACAAUGUGACUGUUUUCCAGUAUAUUGGAGAACUCUGCAGAUACCUCUGCAACCAGCCCAAGACAGACAUGGAUAUGGUUCACAAGGUGCGGAUGGGAGUUGGGAACGGGCUUCGGCAGGAUGUCUGGCGGGAGUUCCAGAGUCACUAUGGAAACAUUAAAAUGUGUGAGGUGUACGGCUCCACUGAGGGAAAUCUGUGUUUCAUGAACCACAUCGGCAAGAUCGGCACUGUGGGUCGCUCCAACUUCUUCUACAGGCUCCUGUUCAAGUAUGAUCUGGUGAAAUAUGACAUGAUGAAAGAUGAACCAGUGAAAGAUAAAUAUGGAUUCUGUCAGCGAGUGGAAAAGGGUGAGACAGGACUUUUACUGUCUAGGGUGAGUGCCCUCAGCCCUUUCUUUGGCUAUGCUGGAAGCAAGCAGCUGACUGAGAACAAGCUGAUGAGGAACGUAUUUGCGAAGGGAGACGCCUACUUUAACACAGGUGACCUCAUGGCUGAAGACCAGGAGGGCUUCAUCUCUUUCAGAGACAGAGUAGGAGACACCUUCAGGUGGAAGGGUGAAAAUGUAGCAACAACAGAGGUGGCAGAAACUCUUGGGCUGGUGGAUUUUAUCCAAGAGGUCAAUGUGUAUGGAGUGGAAAUACCAGGACAUGAAGGCAGAGCAGGAAUGGCUGCCGUGAUUGUAAGACAAGGCCUGACGUUUGAUGGGAACAAACUGUUUGAGCAUGUGGUGAGGGAUCUACCAGCGUAUGCUCGACCCCUCUUCAUAAGGCUUCAGGAGGUCAUGGAAAUGACGAGCACCUUCAAGCAGCAGAAGUUCCAGCUGGUACAGAGCGGCUUCAACCCCUCAACAAUCUCUGAUCCUCUGUAUGUGUUGGACCACCCACAGAAGAGCUACAUUCCUCUAACAGACAGUAUCUACCAGAACAUCCUCUCUGGAGAACGCAAGCUAUAGAACUCACGAGUAUGGAGGUGAUGACACAGCUCCAAACAAUGCACAAAGAGGGAUAUGAAUUAGUAGCUCUGCUUUUUGCAGUAUUUUAUAUUUAAUGGAAACGUGUGUGCCUACAAUCAAGUUGAGUGAUUUACUGAGCUCUGAAUGAAAAGCUGAUAUCCAGUUAGUGAAUAAGCUAAAUGGUGAAUAAGUGAAUACAUGUGAGCAGUAAUGUCCCUAACGUACAGUUAUUUUUGUUCAACAUAAAUAAUAUAAACCUGAACACAUCACCAUGGUACAGUAAUACCUUAAAGAACCCUUACUUAAUACUUAACUAACCCCUGAAAACAAACCAAAUACCUCAAGCUGAGAUAAGGUGUUUGCUAAGGUCACCAGAGAUCCCUUCAUCUGUAUGUUUACUAUCAGAAAAUAUUUGACAAAUCCAUUAGUUAUUGGUUUACAGUGUUAUUAAGGCUGGGAUUUUGCUUUACGUUAGGGGUAUGAAAUAUUUUCAGCAGUAAAUCAAUGACAUUUUAAGGAGCUCUUAUUCAGUUUAUUAAUGAACUGUAUUAUAUGAAUUAUAUUUUGUGGAUUUCUGCAUGGAUUAAGAAGUUUUUAUUGGGUAAAAAAUACAAAAAAAAACAAACAAACAAAAAAAAGCAAAAAAAAAAAAAAAUUCAAUUACGGUGUAAAUGAAGGAGGUUCCCACCAAAUUGUGGUUAAUUAAUGGAUACAUAAAUGAAUUAACUGUAAUGUAUUAAACUAAUGUCAGUUUAGAGGAAAAAACUUAAAUUUGACCAAAAUAACAUGAAGGACAUCCAUUAAUUUAUAGCCUAAAGGGACCAUUACUUUUCAUUUAAGGUGCAAACUCAGGGGUUCAUAGCAAUGAAUGGAUUAUCAUACUGUAUAUGAAGGGUUUAUUGGAUGAUUUCUAUGGUUUAAAAUAGACAAAAUAUCAUGAAAGUCAUCCCUGUAAAGUCAAUUUUAAGGGGCUUUUACCCAUUCAAAAACCCCUUAAACCGUGCAGAUAAAAAUACCACAAUAUAUUAUAAUCCUUGAAAUUGUUAAAUUAAUGAUUCCCUUAAAAUCCCAUAUAAAUGCCUUGUUUACAUCAGCACUAAUGGGUAAAUAAAAAGAAUUUUAAGGUAAAAAUUGAACAGAUUCAGUUUCAUAGUGUAUGGAAAUGAAGAUACACAAAUCUGAUUUGUAACUUACAAACAAAAUAAAUGGUUCACAGAUAUGUUUUUGCAACUUUGCUGACACGCCAAAUCACUUGAUUCUGUUUGUUGACAAAUUUAUCCACAAAUAUUUCAUUUUCACUGAUUUCACUCUGGCCUAUCAGAUUUGAAUACAUCAUUUUGAGGAAAUCAUGACCAAUCACAGCACACAUGGUAUGUGUUUGUUCAAUUCAUAUUGUUUAUUUUUGAAACAAAAAUAAUUUUGAAGAAAGAUUGUGAAUACAGAAGCCCAAAAGUGCCCAUAUAUUUAGCCAUAUUUAGUAUUUUUCCCAUUUAUGUUUUUUAAUGCUGUGAAAGUUCUGAUGAUUGAUUUGAUUUAUUUAUUAAUUUUAAUUUUAUUUUUUUGCUUUGCUUUUGUUUACCCAAGCUUUUAAUGUUUGCUGGUAAUGUAUUGACAGACAUUUAUACUGGCUCAAACCAGUGGUUAGAGGUCCAUUAACACUAAAGGUCUUAGAUGCAGGAUGAGGGGAAUACUGGGAUAUCAACCAUCAAGAUUGGCUCUUCCACCAACUUCAGAGUGUCUGCAGUGUUCUGCUUUGAGAUAUCAACAGCUUAUCUCAGAAUAUUACCACAGUUACAUAACUGUAACUGUGAUUUGUAAUAUUUUUAGCAUGUAAACAUUAGCAGGGACUGAGAUGUACAGUGUUAUCCAGAGGUCUGAGCUAUAUGAGCAUUAUACUGUAUACUGUUUACCGGUUGGUUCUGGAAUGUGAACAAGUUGUUAAUUGUAAUAUUCAGAAGGUUCAAUUCACUUCUUUUUUUUGUUGGGGAUAUGAAGAUAAAAUAUGUAUAAUAUGAAGAUAAAAUAUAUAUAAAAAGUAUUGCAUACAAAUGAAAAGAUGAUGUGAUUUAUUACAACUUGGGUCUUAUUUUGUAGUUUCAGCCUUCAUUUCCUAUAAGCCGGAAUAACAAGCAAACUGCUAAGAAUUCACUAAAAAGGGUCAAGAAGCACAAACAAUCAGAUGAUCAGACAGGUUGUAAACAAACCUCCAGAUUAGCCAAAUUAUGUGAAAGAGAAAACAAAAGCAAAUGGUGAAAUUAUUAUCCCAACAUCCAUCACAGAUUACAGACACUCUUCCUGCUUUAACUUUGACCUGUUGUGCUUACUGUCUAGGCUGUGACCUCAUCACUCAGCACAGCAGGGAGCGGGGAGUGAUGAUAAUAUCUUCCUCCAUAGAGGAACGGAAGUUCAGAGCAUACAGGUGGAUGCUGGUUGGUGACAAGAGUUUAUGAAAUGCUUAGACUGGAGUAGAUAGCCUGAACUAGAAUGGCGGCUUUGCUUCAUUUGUGCGUGCACACAGUUUUCCUGUGCAAUGAGGGAUUAUUAAUUUGGCAAUUACUUUGGUGAGUACAGUGUCAUAACGAAUAGAGAUAAUAGACAGAACUAUGUAUAUAAGACCCUAGUUGUAAUAAAGUUGAUUUAUCCUGUUAAAGGAACAAUCCCAGACUCAUGAGUCCACAGUCUCAUGAGUACUGUGCAUCCAAAAGUUUUGAACAUUCUUGGCAUAUUAACAUGUGUUUCUUUUCAUGUUUUAGCCUAGUUUUACAAGGACUGUCAGCUCUAUCAUAUACAUUCUGUAUCCAAGGACAGAGUUCAAAUCUGGCAACCUCAGUAUGGAAAGAGGACUUUGAUCAUAGUGGCUCAAACAUUAAUUGCUCUCAUGAUAAUGUCAACAAUAAUGUCUCCUUUUAACAUUUCAACAUUUCUAUCUCUGUACUGGAUAAACCGAGGUGAAUCCAUUUCUCUUCUGACUCUGGAUAAGACAGCAACAAGUAUAUUCUCAAAAUGUUGGCCUGUUGAAUUCAUCAUUACUGUUAAUCAUUGGUGUUUUGAUGAGGAGUGCUGACUAGAUUGUUCUUUUUCAAUCAUGCAGAAUGAAUGGAAAUCACUUCAAAAUGCUGGAUGAAAUACAACCCGAUCACAGGUUUGCUCUUCAUAAGUGCAAUUGAACUUCGCACUUUUUAAAAUUUUUGCAGACAUAAGGAGUCAGGUGAAGGGAUACCAGUUACACCCUGUUCACAAUAGGUGUCUUAAGGAGCCAACAAGUUCCCAUGGUUCCUUUGUAGACGCUUUGAGGCGCACUGCAGAGCAGCAACCAGUGCACACCAUGUCUGGUUGCUUUUGGGUGUGGCAUUUAAAUGUAUCUGAUACAGAAUGAGCAGUUGCAGAAACAAACCCAGCAUGUGAAGAAAGAUAUGAUGUUUAAUUCUCACCUACACCUGACUGGACACCUUUAGGAAGUGACUGGUCUCAAUAUCUUUUGAUAAUGGGUUAAUUACAGUAUCUCUUUAUUUUGGGAAAACAAAAGUUAUUUCCUGAGAUAAUGGGAUGAAUAUCUUGAGAUAAGAUAUUUUUAUCAUGUCAGCUUGCACAGAUAAUGUGGUCUUGGCUGAUGCAGUAUCUUAUUUGAGCUGAUAAUGUCAGAUGACAUAACUGUAUUGGUUCAAAUGAACCAUGACUGUAAAAAUCAGACUCAGAAAGCAUCAUUGCAGGACUUUCUGCAACCCUCUACAGCUUAAACAAAUGUUUCAUUCCCAGUAGUUAUAUGACUUGUUCCAUGUAGACACAUUAAUAACUGCAAAUUAGGUCAUUAAUUUAGUAUUUGUGAAUUAUUGUGACAGCUUUCAAAACUGAAUUAAUGAAUGGGAGUCGAAAACAAAAGAAAACAAUUGUAGUAUGCCAUAAUGUAAAUACUUUUAAAAACUUGUGUCUUCUUAUGACACCUAUGGAAGCUGAAAGCAGUUGUGGCUGCAAUAUUUGUUUGCAAUCCGGUUAUCUGAAAAUCACAAGUAAUCACAAGCACAAAAGAAAGAAUCUUUGUUUACUUGAUAUGAUCGUUAUUACAAGAAAACAACUUUGUCAUCACAAGAUAAUGAGAAACUUAACUUGAGAUAAUGAGUAAAAUAAAAUAAAAAUACACACCUAGUCUCCAACUGACUUUUUUCAUUUUUAGUCACAGAAUGGAACCCAGUGGUAAUUCAGCCAUAUAACAUCCAAUACUUGCAGCCAGCCCCUAUGAGCAAACCAGUAUGUCUAACUCUGAGCUCUUUAGUAUUGGCUUACUAACAGACUGAGAGCUGUGCUAAUCUAAUGCAGUCUUUGUGAAUCAAGGCCACCAUCCAGCGAAGAGUCCAGAGUCGUCUUUCUGCAGUGCUCACUGUCAGACCUCUGACAUGACCAAGCUGAGCCAGAAACAAAACACUUGAACAAUUUUGACUUUCACUGUGACCUAAAGAUGCUUGAUGUUUGUGUUUGAAGUCUGACUCAGGUACUUCGUCCUCGGCUUCCUACAGUUUCAUCACACACACAUACAUAGGACUUGUUUAUUGCAAUAAUUACGUCAUACUAUUAUACAUUGCUAAAAAUUAUUUCAUGUUGUUGUGUCUUCUCUGAAAAGAACAUAUCUAGUCCUGCGUUCACUCUGACAGCUGAGUGGUUUGAAUGAAAAAAUCUAAGAUAAACAAAGUCAUUUUUGUUUUUGAUUUUUAAAAUUUGAUUUAUUUAAAAUCUUCACAUUUCCUUCAUUGCACACUGUGUAUGUGUUAAAACUGAAUAGAGCAGUGAAUAGAGUUUAAUACAGCAGUGAGGCAGGAGGACAUGUCUACCUCUAAGGAAUUAACUGAAAUUUCGUGCCACAUUUCACUACUAAAAAUGCAUAAUUUAAGUCUGAAUUUUGUAAAGAAUCAAAGAUGGGAGAAAAACAGAAUUGUAAGAAGACACAAAAGAAAAUUUAAACUUAAAUGUCAGGAUAGUCUUUUUCCCCCAAAUUCUGUCUUUAUUAACUCUGACUUCCUUAAAAUUCUGGAUUGAUGAGAAUCAGAAUUCUGACUUUUUUUUCUCAGAAUAGAUCAAUCUCAGAACUCAGUAUAUUCAUGCCCUUGCAAUCUCAGAUACCUCUCAUCAGUCAACACUGAAUAUUAUGAUUAUUAACAGUACCCACACUACAGAUACGCAGACAGACCUGUGUCAGACCAGUCUCUCUGAGCUUUCUACAGGACUGUCAAGAAUGUUGUAGAAACUAACUUUUACAUGAAGACUGCGCUACACAACAUGAGCUACAUAUGUAAAAGUUCAAUUGAAUUUUACUUCCAUUGUGUGUCAAUAGAAUCAUGAAGCAAUUGUUUUUAUUUUCUCAGUAUCAUAAGUUCAUUGACUCAUUCAUAUCAGUGUUUAAUUAAAAGAUGCACUAAUCAUUAUUGUUGUAUCAGCAAGAGAUUAAAUGACAAUGUGUAAUGUGAAAAGUGUUAUCACCACCUGCACAGUUCACUUCCAGGCCCUCUUUGAACUCAUAGUUUUGUUUCUCACUGCCCUCAUCGCUCUCAUCACCCUAUUUUCCAGCAGGCAGAUGUUUUCAGUGCAAAAGGUCGGAUAAAGCCACUCUACACUAUCAGUCCAGCAGCGAAUAGCAGGCAGACACAGUUAGAGACUAGCUGGUGAACAUAGUGGAGCACUUAUAAGCUAAAGAGACAGAUAUCUUUCUCAGGAG
This is a messenger RNA of Thunnus maccoyii (southern bluefin tuna), 7626 nucleotides long. It is a transcript of the gene slc27a6, whose product is annotated as solute carrier family 27 member 6. Bases 51 to 1922 code for a protein of 623 amino acids. The record is from RefSeq and is a predicted model, not a curated record. NCBI's taxonomy places the organism in Eukaryota, Metazoa, Chordata, Actinopteri, Scombriformes, Scombridae. Gene Ontology annotation, molecular function: long-chain fatty acid transmembrane transporter activity; long-chain fatty acid-CoA ligase activity. The transcript is spliced from 10 exons.